AGCACUUAAAAAGAAAGAAACUUAGAAAGACCAGAACGAGUUCGAGAACACAUUUUGCGUUUUGUGUUCGUGUGGGUGUGCAAAAGAAAAAAAAACGAUUACUACUACAACAACACCAAAUUUCUUCAAACAACUUGAAACGCAAUGUCCGCCAACGAGGCUGGGGACGGCGCUGCUGAGGCGUCCGCUAUGACCAACGGCGUUUCGGCUAACGAGUCAGCACCUUCGCCGGCACCUUCACCAGCGCCGCCGGCUACGUCAUCGCCACCGCCAACAGCACUGUCGCAGCAGCAGCCGCAGCCAUCAACAGCUAUGGACGAUGGCAACGUAACGGCACAAAUUAGUUCUGCUGCACAGUUCGAAGGUGGCGUUUCAACAUACGGUGCGGUCAAACAGUUUAACGAAGCGAAAAAUAACAACAACAGCAACACUGAUUAUACGAAAUCGAACGGCUAUCAUCACAGCCCGAAUAAUCACUACAACAACAACAACAGCGCUAAUAAUUUUGACAACACUGGCAGUCCAUUAAAAAGUCAGCAACAACAACGUGGUGUGGGCCGUGAGACCAGCUUUCAUCCCAUACAACAGCAUCACUUACGUCAAGCGGAGGACAGUGACAAUGAAGAUUACGAGCUGCAAGGCGCUGCUGGUGGCUUAAGCGGUGCUCCGAUCGGUGAUUAUUGGCAACAACGUAACGGUAUUGUCGGCGCACCGGCCAGCGGACGUCAAAGUCGCGCUCUAAGUCCCACAUACAUCGAUAAUAUGAGCGAGAAUUCGGAGCAACCGCCCGUAGUGCCACUCGUACGCUCCAAAUCCCGGCCAGAGUUAUCGUCCAAUGCGCAUUUGAAUUCCGCAAUGAGCGCCGCUAGUCGCUAUAAUAAUCUCUCGUACUGGAAGGCGCGUCGUGUGGUCUUCUAUCGCAAUGGCGAUCCCUUCUUUCCGGGCGUGGAGUUACGUUAUCGUCCCGGUCGCGAUAUCACAUCGUUGGAUAGUUUGUUGGAUAAGAUUUCGCCUAAAAUGGAUUUGCCACGUGGCGCCCGUUAUGUGUUCUCGAUGGACGGUGAUCGCAAAUAUCAUUUGGAUGAGCUCGAAGAUGGCGCUUCGUAUGUGGUGUCGUCGUUCAAGGCGUUCAAGCCGGCUAGUUACGGUAAAAAGAACGGCAUGUGGUACGCCUCGCCCGGUAAUCAGGGUUGGGGCUCGAAACCGGCCAGUCGUAAGCCAUCGAUUAUGGAGGCAGACUUGGGCACAUUAUCGACCACAUCGGGCUCGAUCAAACGCAGCGCCGGACGUGUUAUACGUAUCAUCAAUAAUUUGGAUCAUUCAGUGCAGUGUCGUGUGCUGUUGAAUUUGCGCACAUCGCAGCCAUUCGAAGAGGUCUUAGAAGAUUUGGGUCAAGUGUUGAAAAUAAAUGGCGCCAAGAAAAUGUACACGGGCACAGGACAAGAGGUACGCAGCUUUUCACAACUACGCAACGAGUUUGCCGAUGUUGACACAUUUUAUCUAGCAACUGGCACUGCCUUAAUUGCCGGUUCGCCUAUUAGGCGUUCACGUUCGCGCCCCUCCGUUGUCGCCGCAGCGCCCAUACUACCCACAGAAGAACUGCCUAAGGUUCCUUUACGCGGUGCACGUCCACGCAGUAAAAGUCGUCCACGCAUUCUCUAUGCGCCGGAGAGUGAGAUUUUACGUGCGAACGGUGAAUACAGCAUGUUGGACAUUAUGAAAGAGGAGCCCACCAAAGUGACUAUACGUGGCUUGCGGCGUACCUUCUAUCCACCAUUACAUCAUGCGCCCGCGGAUAAUACGCCGCCCGAUAAAAAAUUGCAGCUACAGUGGGUUCAUGGCUACCGUGGUAUUGAUGCACGUCGUAAUCUCUGGGUUUUGCCAUCGGGUGAGCUAUUGUAUUACGUAGCUGCUGUGGCUGUACUGCUGGAUCGUGAGGAAGAUGCACAGCGACACUAUACUGGACACACGGAGGAUAUUAUGUGCAUGGACGUACAUCCAUCACGUGAGCUGGUGGCUUCGGGACAGAAAGCGGGACGCGAUCGUAAAUCACAGGCGCAUGUGCGCAUUUGGAGCACCGAAUCACUGCAGACACUUUAUGUUUUCGGCAUGGGCGAGUUGGAUAGCGGCGUCACAGCGGUGGCCUUUUCACAACUGAACGGUGGCAGCUAUAUAUUGGCUGUGGAUAGCGGGCGCGAAAGCAUACUUUCGGUUUGGCAGUGGCAAUGGGGUCAUCUGCUCGGCAAAGUUGCAACGCUGCAAGAAGGCCUCUCAGGCGCCGCCUUUCAUCCGCUGGACGAUAAUCUCAUUAUCACACAUGGGCGUGGUCAUCUGGCUUUUUGGCAUCGUCGCAAAGAUGGCUUUUUCGAACGCACCGAUAUUGUUAAGCAGCCAUCACGUUCGCAUGUCACCAGCGUGCAAUUCGAACCGGAUGGUGAUGUCAUCACUGCCGAUUCCGAUGGUUUCAUAACCAUUUAUUCGGUUGACUCGGAUGGCGCCUACUUUGUACGCACCGAAUUCGAGGCACACAACAAAGGUAUUGGUUGUCUGAUUAUGCUGGGCGAAGGUACGCUGCUGUCGGGCGGUGAGAAGGAUCGUAAAAUUGCCGCCUGGGACUCCUUACAAAAUUACAAAAAGAUUGCAGACACAAAACUUCCUGAAGCCGCUGGCGGCGUACGCACUAUUUAUCCACAACGUCCCGGACGCAAUGAUGGCAAUAUUUAUGUGGGCACCACACGUAAUAACAUUUUAGAGGGUUCACUGCAGCGUCGCUUUACACAAGUCGUUUUCGGCCAUGGUCGCCAAUUGUGGGGCUUGGCUGCACACCCCGAAGAUGAGGUGUUCGCCACUGCCGGCCAUGAUAAACAUAUCGCACUGUGGCGCAAAAACAAAUUAAUUUGGACUAUACAAACUGGUUACGAGUGUGUUUCACUAGCUUUUCAUCCAUUUGGCACUGCACUGGCUGCUGGCAGCACUGAGGGUCAUCUGCUUGUCAUCAAUUGUGAGAAUGGUUCCGUUAUGCUGACGUUGCGUGUCUGCGGCUCACCGCUGAACUGUGUAGCGUUCAAUCAAGUUGGCGACAUGAUCGCAAUGGGCUCGCAGAAUGGCAGCAUAUAUUUGUUCCGCGUAUCGCGCGACGGUUUCUCUUACAAGAAGGUGAAUAAAAUACGCGGCUCACAGCCACUCACACAUCUGGACUGGAGCAUGGAUGGCAAUUUCGUGCAAACGGUCACCAUUGACUUCGAUCUACUCUUCUGGGAUGCUAAGUCACUCUCGCCGGAGCGAAGUCCCAUUGCUAUGAAAGAUGUCAAAUGGUUGACUAGCAAUUGCACUGUUGGCUUUUUGGUGGCAGGCAUGUGGAGUAACCGUUACUACAGCAACAACAACACAAUUAUUGCCACCUGCAGUCGUUCGGCGGCGCAAGACAUGCUGGUGUCCGGUGAUGCCGAUGGCUAUCUGCGCAUUUUCAGAUAUCCCUGUAUUAGUCCACGUGCCGAAUUUCACGAAGCGAAAGUCUAUUCCGGUAUGCUGGCAUGUUCACGUUUUCUCUACGGCGAUCAGACUGUCGUUACAGUGGGCGGCACAGACGCCUCACUCAUGGUUUGGGAUCUCGUAGAAGAAUAACUGCAAUGGCCACCGUGGCGUACGACU
Messenger RNA from Bactrocera tryoni, 3651 nucleotides. It is a transcript of the gene DCX-EMAP, whose product is annotated as echinoderm microtubule-associated protein-like CG42247. Gene Ontology annotation, cellular component: mitotic spindle. Gene Ontology annotation, biological process: microtubule cytoskeleton organization; intracellular signal transduction. The transcript has 11 exons. NCBI's taxonomy places the organism in Eukaryota, Metazoa, Arthropoda, Insecta, Diptera, Tephritidae. The record is from RefSeq and is a predicted model, not a curated record. The coding region runs from base 145 to 3624 and encodes 1159 amino acids. Gene Ontology annotation, molecular function: microtubule binding.